Messenger RNA from Gongylonema pulchrum, 264 nucleotides. The record is from the annotation of a GenBank genome assembly. NCBI's taxonomy places the organism in Eukaryota, Metazoa, Nematoda, Chromadorea, Rhabditida, Gongylonematidae.
AUGUCUAUCUUCCCAUAUAAUUGCGAGAAGUCUGAAAACGGUCGAACACGGCUAUAUCUUUUGGUGCCGGAAGGUUCAAGUUUCAUUGGUGGACGAUUUUUCAUUGUCGAUAAGAAAGGGAGUGUUCAUCAGGAAACAGUUAUUGAGUCCGGUAAUUUUGCUUCCGAGCGAUAUAAUCUGUUUUUGUUGCAAUGCGAUUCAAGUGAGAAUGCUUACAGUAUUGGGAAGGAAGGGAUCCGAAAUCGGCAGCUGAAAAAUACCUAA